Messenger RNA from Penicillium soppii, 471 nucleotides. RefSeq lists its product as uncharacterized. The transcript has a single exon. The record is from RefSeq and is a predicted model, not a curated record. Bases 1 to 471 code for a protein of 156 amino acids. Lineage: Eukaryota; Fungi; Ascomycota; Eurotiomycetes; Eurotiales; Aspergillaceae.
AUGUUAGGCAAGAUAUUAUGGAGCGGUGUCGAACUAACCCACCAGAGCUUCUGCGCCAUGAAAAAGCUGAUGAAAACUAAUAACAAAGUCUUAGAACAAUUGGUCAAAAACUGGAUGAUGGGUCGAAAAGUACGCGACUAUAUUAGUGACCGCGUGAGCAAUCAGUGGUGUCUGAAUCCCAGCUCUGCGGUGUCCGAGUCCAUGAUAUGGCAGCUACUUGUGAAUGAAGAACCAUUUAAUGCCUGCAACGAUCUUAUCACCGGAAUUAUUCGAGAUGACUCCGUCGACUGCUACAACCUGCUCCGCGAGUUGAUGUCUGAAGAGGAUAAGUUCCCGGAUAAUAUGAUGGCUUGUCUCAAUGAGCGGGGGUGGACUUUCUUUUCUCUGGCUGUACAUGCUAGGGCUGACAGAAUUCUUCAUGGUCAUCGGAUUGCAUGCGCAUGUAAACAGGAUCUGGAUAAAAUGGACUGA